UCUAAUAACAAUGUCAUCUCUUUUUCCUCUGCAAGGAAACAGUUCCAUCACAACUUAAAUUUCACAAAUAUGAGAAUAUCAGUUCUUUACCACAGAGGCGGCCCAGGAACAGCGGUAGCAGCAGAAUGAUCAACCCAGUGCUAUGACUGAACACCGGACCUCACGGCCCAAACAUCAGAGCGGCACACCGGGAAUUGUUCUGGUCCUCCCGAUUAGCCACCCCAGGCCUGUUUGGGACUUUUGGCAGGCUGUGAGAAUGUAAUUUGUACACACAUUUAUAUGCUUCAGUGAUUUUUUGGGGAGGUGGGGAUACAGGCACAUAUGCUAAGCUAUAUUAUAAUUCUCAGCCUACAGUUUAGUAAAGCUUAUUUGUAUUUACAAAAACAUUCUUAGCAAACAAAAGAUUUCAACUUUUUUUCUUUUGGUUGUAAUUCGAACUUUCCAUAAUUUAUCAUCUUUGUGAGUGAAUUUUGUAACACCACAGGGAUCAAAUAUUAGCUUAAAGCUAUGCUCUAUAUUGAGGAUAUGCAUAUCUCCGCACAGGCAUCUGAACAAUAUUCUAGUACAUGAAUAUUCAGUUUCAUGGAACAAUGGUUUUAGUCAUAUCUCUGAUCAACCUCUCCAUCAAAAGAAGUCAAAAUAGAGAAAAAAAUAAAAGAAUUUCAGAAAAUCUGAGUGCAAAAGGUUUAUGGUACCAGAAGAAAGAAUACAUCUUAUAUCUUUGUAUGGGUGUGUGUAUGUGUGUCUCUCUGUGUGUGUGUAUCUUAUUUACAUAGUUUCCCAGCUGGCAGAGGUGGCGUUGCCCUUUACACAUCUCAGAUGGAAAGGGCAGCCAUGCUCCAACAUUGACACAAUUGAUAUGUUUGCAAAGACAGGAGAGAGAUAGAAGGCAGGUUGAUAAGCAGAGGUUUAUGAAUCAGGUUUACUCUGUCAAUGGGGGCAGGUGGAGUGAGAGGUGAGAAGGAGAGAUAGAGAUCCUGGAGGGAAAUAAAAAGAAAGUCAAGUCACACAGAUGCUAGAUUAGAGCUUUGCUUAAACUAUCUGCAUCAUCACAGGGCUUCAAAACAGGUAACUGUAUCUUUUUAUUAAUUUGGCACAAUAUUAGUGUAAUAUUAUUAUAUAAGUCAGACACCCACUGACUUUUCAUCGUCUUUAAUUGACUGUGACUAUGCUAAAAGGUUUGGCCCUAUUGCUAGAAUGUACUUUCAAAGAGCUUAAUUGAUUAAUUAAGGUAAUUAAUUACAUUGGGAGUGUCCAGCCACCAAUUUGAAUUGAAAAUGCGCACAAGGUGGAUUAAACUCCAUUAAUUACUUCAGUAAAUCAUUUUUCCCGACACCCUUCAAGUACUUAGACAGGAGACAACUGUGUAAAGUGAUUAUGAAGUGGUAUAAAGAGGUUAUUUCAACCAGUCGUGAUUAUUAUGGAAGUGACGACUAACACCAAAUGUUCCAAAAAGGUCAAACUAAUUACAUGGAUUGGACAGGUGGCAUAUUGAGGCAGCAAAUGUGCAAUUUCAAUCUUCAUCCACUCUGCUUUAUGUGAGACUAUUGUUUGAAAACGCAGUAAAAUUAGCUGCCAAUCAUUUUUGAAUUUAUUUGCUGCAAAUGAUUCAUUGGAAUUAUCGGGAGGAGCGUGCACUUGUGUGAUUGAGGGUCACCGUUCUUGUAUUUAUACAUAAAUGUCUAGGUCUAUUUGUGUUUCAGAGAGUAUGUGUGCGUGAAAGGCAGAGAGGAGAGGCAAAACAAAGACCAGAAAAAGAGGAGAGAGAAGAGAGUGUUAACAGUGUGUUGCCACCCAGCUUGCCGCUUGUUGUUCUGUGUUUGCAUGGUGCUCACAUCCUCACUGGAGAAGUUCUGUCAAGUCUGGUCUGGUCUGACCUUUUCACUCUCCAAGCACGUUUACAGCUCUCCAAUACCUAUCAAAAUAUCUACUCUCUCUCUGCCCAUCUCUCUGCCCCUAGCACAAACUUGCAUCACAUUCUCAGUCCUUCUGCAACUGUACUUUCUCUCUCUGACUGACUGUUUUAAGUAUUCUGACCUACACCCCCAUGCUUAACCUCAAAUUUUUUUCCACCCUUUGUCACUCUUUUCUCAUUUACAUUCCCUCGAUUCUUUGCAAGUAAACGCUGUCGGGGCCGUCUUGAAGCGCAUGGGUAGAGGUGCCAAGUACCAUCAAUACGCUUCUUCCUCAAAAUUUUGCUGAUUUACAUCAUCAUUAUAAUUAGUGAAUUUUAACAUUAUUUUAACAAAGAUAUUUUAUAAAUCUCUUUGUCUCUUUUUUAAAUCUCCCCCAGACAUGGACCUCAUGUGGCUGGAGUCCACGUGCCAUUGCAUUCUCUUUAUAGCUACAAUUGUAGUGAGUGUGAGGUUGUGCAUGGCGGUUAGGGGCAGUGGUAGCCUAACCAAUGUCCAAGAGGGAACCCAGGGUGCCAGACCCCAACCUGGGAGCGUCUCAUACUGUCUUCGGCUUUGCCUGGGCUUGAUGGGGGUCGUAGGAGGUGCCAUAGGAGUCCCUGUGGUCGUGUUACUCAACCUGCGAACUGCCCAGUGUCUCUACACCUGCAUUACCAUUGUGUGUUGCCCCUUGUUGGUCAAGCAGUUCACCAUGUUCCUGUUAAUGCUGCUUACACUGGACGAAUACCUACAUCAUCGUUUGGCAGACAGAUACUACACAGUGGUGACCCGUCAGCGAGCUCUGUGUGUGGUCCUGCUGUGCUGGGUGGGCUCUGUUCUGUCCUCCUUCGCCCAGUUCAUCGGCUCAGAUGUCCUUGACACCUGGAGAAGUACUGGUAGGGGUCCGGAAACAGCUGACCACGGCCUGGACAACAACGAGACAACUCUUCUACCCAAUGUCACCCCUUUCCCAACCCCCAAGUACCUUCGUGACCGCAUGGUCAUUGGGACAUAUCUUCCUUAUGGAGGCUUCUUGUCAAAGUUUUAUGUGACAGACAUGCGCAAUUUCACCUAUGCUGAGAUUCACAGCAGCCAUUGGGGGGUGUGUGGUACUGACACUCUUUUAAGUUCUCAGUUCCUAGUCUAUGUUCACGGAAUGACGGCAUUCAUGCUUCCCUUGCUGUUACUACUGGCCAUCUACCUUCACCUGAUAUGCAUAAAGCCAAGGAAGACUGAUUUUAGUCAUACAGAUCCCCCAAAACAUGACUCCUGCCUGGCCCGUUCUCUGGCCCUGUCCCUCUCUCUUUUAAUUCUGCUGUGUUUGCCAGUUCACAUUAUUCAUGCUCUCAUGCUUUUCACACCCACUACCCAUCUUCCUUCCUGGGUUCAUACAGUUGCUGUGUUUCUCUUUGAGCUAUACGGUCUUGUGCCCCAGAUCCUCUUCACUCCUCCUAGGAAAAAAGUAAAGGAAGAACGGGCAUCCUUUCCUGUUGCUGUUCGUAACCUUCCGCCUGCUGUAGCCCAGUCUGUCCGUAUGGCACUGUGUCAGGCAGUGCAUGCAGCUCCAUGGUAUUCAGCCAAACACUCCCUUAAAGCUAAGGUGUUCCCAGAAGUCUGA
Messenger RNA from Acanthochromis polyacanthus (spiny chromis), 3510 nucleotides. RefSeq names its product adenosine receptor A1-like. NCBI's taxonomy places the organism in Eukaryota, Metazoa, Chordata, Actinopteri, Pomacentridae. The record is from RefSeq and is a predicted model, not a curated record. Gene Ontology annotation, molecular function: G protein-coupled receptor activity. Gene Ontology annotation, biological process: G protein-coupled receptor signaling pathway. The coding region runs from base 2296 to 3510 and encodes 404 amino acids. Gene Ontology annotation, cellular component: membrane. The transcript has 2 exons.